Molecule: messenger RNA, 2396 nt
Organism: Prosopis cineraria
Lineage: Eukaryota; Viridiplantae; Streptophyta; Magnoliopsida; Fabales; Fabaceae
Exons: 6
Coding region: 397-2118 (573 amino acids)
Source: RefSeq, a predicted model, not a curated record
AAGUCUUACCCAAAAUUCCAACACAGUUCUCCUUUGCAGUAUUGAGAUCACUAUAUUUAUCAUCUUCCUCUAUCCAUCAACGUCAUUCAUAGAUGGCGUCUCCUUCUUCUUCUGCUUUUCUCAGUCUCUCAUGAAACCUUUUCUUCCGAUCACAGCUGUUUGACUUGUGCCGACCUUGUUAAACAAUAUGUGCCUUAUGAAAUGACUUUCAAGUCAUGGGUUUUCUGCUUCUUUAGUCCUUCAGGAAAUUUUCUCUGAAUAGUUCCUUUUUUUUUUACAGGAGAUUUUGGUCAUAAGAAGUGUUUUAUUGAGGUUUCUGUUAAAGUGUGUCUCUGGCUUUACGUAACUUGUUGUCUACAUUUUGAGAUUGAGACAGAAUCAUUGAUUGCUUUUUAAAUGGUGGAGCUUCAAUCUCGUGCUACCUUAGUGAAUGUCUCUGCUUUGUCCGCCGAGUUGCAGAGAGAGAGACAGAAAAAUGCAGAGCUGAUGCGGAGAAUAUCAGUACUGGAAGCUCAGAUACGAGAUAGAAACAAGAAGGAAGAAACUAUUCUAGUCACAGAUAUUGGACAAGGGAAGAAUGAAGCGGCAAGCAACUACAAGAGAUCCAAAAGGAGGAAACUGGAAAUGGUGGGUGAUAUCAAAGAGAAGGGCAACAGAGAAGAUUUCAAAAGUGAUAUGACCUCACAGAAUAAUGCUGCUGAAAGAAGCUUGGUCAAUUGGAUGAGCAUAGAUGACACCCAAAAUCUUCACCUUGAAAAAUUCAAAGAUAGUGAUUGUGCUGGAGAUUUUGAUGAAACUGAUAGUGAUGAUAACUAUGAUGAUCAUGACCACAUAGAUAAUGGCCACAGAAAUGCAGAAGUUGAUGUUAGACAAGAGGAGCAUGAACAUCAAAAGAUGAAUGAAGUCAAAACACAUGAAGAGACAGAAAUUGAAGAGACCGAGGGUUAUUACUGUACAGCAGCACCACAAGAGGCUCGAUCAUCAGGAUUUACAAGUGUACCAAAUAGAAACCGUCUGAAGGUAGCUUUCUGCCCCAAGGAAGUUAAGAGUAUACUUGAGUCUGAAGUCCUGUUACAGAAAAAUGCUCAGUCUCACACUAUAAGGAAAAUCAUAGUUUUUGCAUCACUUGGCAUAAGGCAUGGGUGUGAAGAUAUGUGUGAGCUAGAUUUCAACCAUUUUAGCAUUUUGAAGAAAGGAGAACCAUACAUAUCUCCUAGGAACCCUGGGGAACAUGUUUUAUAUGAGAAUCCUGGUGUUCGAAGGAAAAUUUUCUACCCAAAUAGAGAGAAUCCAAUAUUAUGUCCUGUUCAGAUACUUGAGGAAGAAAGACUCAUGCGUCCAUCUGAUGCUAGUUGUCCUUCAUGCCUAUUUUUGUGCAUUAAGUAUGGUGGAAGAACAAGAAAUCUUCCCCAAAAUGAGUAUGUGAGGCAGAGGAUGGGAAGGAACAAAUUGAAGUCUUUUGGACCAAUGAUCUGCAGAAUGGCAAUUUUGGCUCAUAUUCGGAGCGGUAGCUUUUUCUUCAAGGCCUUAGGCAUCACACUUCUGUUCAUGGCAGGGUUUCCUGAUAAUAUAGUUCAGAGAGAAACCAAAUACCGGAACCUAGACUUGCUUCAGAAAUAUUACAGGAAAGAUGAAGAUGCUGCUGAAGAGGAGCUGUUUCUUCCACGUCCAAUUGCAUGUGACAAUCACGUCACUGCUGAAACUCAGAGUUCAACCAGAAAGUCACUUCUUGCUAAAGCUGGAGGAAAGAAACACACAAACUCCAUGAACAGGUCUCAGAGCUUACAGAUACAGAUGAAGACUUCAGCAGGACAGUCAAUCCCCGCAAGUUCAGGACCCUCUCAAUUUGGCCUGACUGGUUAUUCCUCUUCUCACACUUUAGCUAUGGCAGCAUUUCAUUCUGCUAUCCCAUCCCAGAUUUCUCAAAAUACUUCUCAGACAACAAACAAGCAUGCCUCAUAUCAGAUGCUGCCUCCGCAACCAACAAGUGCUUACGUGCCUCUAGUGUAUUGGCCUCCACCACCAAGUACAUUUCCUUUUGCUUUCCUUCUGCUGCAAAUUACAUCUCCUUCCAGUCACAGCCUUACUUCAAUCAUCCAACCUAUAGUUCCUCAGUGAUGACCAAGUUAUUAGAAGGAAGUGGAAAGAAUGAAGUGGCCUCUGAUCAAAUUGACAGUGACUCUGACAGCAGUAAUCCAGGUGGCGUCCAGGAAAAGCAGAGAUCAAGUACCUGCAACUGCAAGUAGUGAAAAUGUUAAAUCUUUUAUGUCAAUGUGCUACUAGUCUCUAGAGUUGUUGUCAAAUUUUAAUUUAAUGUUUAUCAUUUGAAAAUUUGUAAUUGGAUCUCUAUAAUUCUUCUUCUUUUGUUAAAAUCUUUAUCAAUGCGCAUGGAUGAU